This is a messenger RNA of Rhizoctonia solani, 2853 nucleotides long. RefSeq names its product Reverse transcriptase from transposon X-element protein. Bases 1 to 2853 code for a protein of 950 amino acids. Gene Ontology annotation, molecular function: catalytic activity. The record is from RefSeq and is a predicted model, not a curated record. The transcript has 2 exons. NCBI's taxonomy places the organism in Eukaryota, Fungi, Basidiomycota, Agaricomycetes, Cantharellales, Ceratobasidiaceae.
AUGCCACAAAAUACCUCAACAAUCCUACUGGGGGACUUCAAUCGCCACCACCCAGCCUGGGACGACCCAAGAAACAAGCACCUGCUCACCGACAAAUAUGUAGAAGCCGCCAAACCGCUAGUUCAACUCGUGGAAGAAUGCUUGCUCAAGAUGGCGCUGCCAGAAUUCACCCCAACACAUAAACAUUUGGUAUCAAAAAAGCUAUCCCGCCUAGAUAAUGUUUUUGUUUCAGAUUCCCUAUACAACCACCUUAUUGAAUGCAAAGCUUACCCGGACCGCCAACCGGUAUCAACCAAUCAUUUCCCCAUUGUCACAAAGCUUGACCUCACCCUUGAGAAGGCCAAAGAAACACUCAGACAAUCCUUCACCAACACCGACUGGGAGAAGUUCAAUAAAUUACUCACAGAGAAGUUGAAGAUGCUCUUGACGGAAGUUAUAGAGACCAUAGCUGAGUUUGACGCACGCCUUGAUGCACUAACCAAGGCCAUACUAGACACAAUAGAAGCCGUAGUCCCAUAUGCAAGAAUCACCUCAUACUGCAAGCAAUGGUGGACCAAGGAGCUCUCCAAGCUCAGGGCCCAAAGAUUCAACCUAGGGUAUCAAGCCAGCCGCCGGGAGGAUACACCCAAGGACCCAAUCCAUCAAGAGCUUGAAUUAGCGUCAAAGCUAUACAAACUUGCACUUGAGAACGCCAAAGCUAAGUGCUGGAAUGACUUUAUUGACAUGGCAGAAGCCAAAGCCCUAUGGAACGCAUACAAGUGGAUGAGAGGUCAAGAAGAAAAUGCUGGCAAUGCGCAAAUUCCGACUCUGCGCGCCACGGCUCCAAACGGCUCAACAACCCUAUUCUCAACCAAUGAGGAAAAGAGCGCGGCACUCUAUCAAACCUUCUUCCCAACACCGCCACCAAUCAACGUCCUGACCCACGCGUACCCAGAUGAAAUCAAGGAAUUCCAACCAAUCACCAAAAAGGAGAUCUUUGAGGUUAUACGGGAGCUGAAACCCAACAAAGCCCCCGGUCCAGACAGCAUCCCAAACUGCGUGUUUGUCAACAACGCCGCAGCCCUUGUCCCACACCUGCUCCCAAUCUACCUGUUAUACCCAGAGAACCCUAAAGAAGCUACUUCUUUACUUAGCUUGGAAAUUGGGAAAUCUUCCAACACAGACUCUGCUCAGCACCAGAGUCUCAACCUCUUUUCCCCCAAUUUACAACACUACCAAGCCACAUUCCGUCUCAAAUAUUACCCCAAAACAUGGAAGAAAUCCGCCACAAUGGUCCUUCAAAAACCAGGGCGCCCGGACUACACAGUCACCAAGGCAUACAGACCCAUUGCCCUUCUCAAUGUCAUAUCAAAAAUCCUCUCUGCCUGCAUUGCUAACCAUCUGAACACCAUAGUUGAAACCCAUGACCUACUCCCGGCACACCACUUUGGGGGCCACGCCAGCCGCACAACCACCAACUUGAUGCACCUCCUCCACCAAUUUGUCAAGGAUGCAUGGAGAAGGAAGAAAGUGGUUGCAGGGCUUUUCCUUGACGUAACCAGGGCCUUUCCCAAUGCAAGCCCUGCCAUGCUCACACACAACAUGCGGAAGCUUGGCAUCCCCUUGGCUAUAGUCAACUGGACUGCUAGGAAACUGGAGGGAAGAGGAACAACUAUGAAAUUCAAUGACUUCAAAUCCAAGCCGUUUGAAAUCCAACAUGGGAUUGACCAAGGAUGCCUGCUCUUGUGCAUUUUCUACCUCAUAUACAACAGUGACCUGAUUAAGGUAGCCCAAAGCACCAGAGGUGAACUGGCAGUAGGAUAUAUUGAUGACGUUGCCUUCUUGGCAGAGGGCGUUGAUUUCACACAGGCAAAUGCAAAGCUGAAAAGGAUGAUGGAAAGGAAAGGUGGCGCUCUCAAAUGGGCUCAAACACACACCUUGGAUUUUGCUCUGGAAAAAACUGCACUUGUUCAAUUCAACCGUUACCUCUGGGUGGAUCCCUGUCCAGUCACUAUUGGGGGAGUUGAGGUCAAACCCAAGCCAUCUCACAAAUUUUUAGGGGUUAUUUUUGAUGCUAAACUCACCUGGGGAGAGCAAUGCUUGGCGGUAUUGAGGAAGGCCACAAAAUGGGCACACAUGGUUAAAAGGGUAUGUCACGUCCAAAAUGGCCUCAAAUCCUUGUCUGCAAGGAGACUACAUGACAGUGUUUUUAUUGCAAAAGUGACAUAUGCUGCUGAUAUUUGGUGGGAGCCUACAGGGAAAAAAGGACAAGGCAAAAAGAGAACAGGAGCAGUAGGAUUUACUAAACACCUGCAGUCCGCACAAAGAAUUGUGGCCCUUGCAAUCACCGGAGCCCUCUGCACCACACCUACCAACACAGUGCUAGCACAUGCAGGUAUUUUUCCCAUCAAGCUCAAGCUACGGAAGGCAAGCCACCAAGCCGCAGUCCAACUUGCAGGCAUUCCCUUGACUCACCCACUACAAGCCAAGAUCAACGCCAAAACAAAAACGCUCAAAAAAUCCAAGACUCACCACUCAACAAUCCGGAAACUGCUAGUCAACACAGGAGUCAACCCGGCCAAUUACGCAACCAACCCUCAAUUCAACACCCUACCCCUGGCCCUCAAGCUGCUCAAUCCCUAUGUUGCGCCAGGGGGGACGGAUGAGGCCAUUGCAGACAAGUCAACACUCAAACCUACAGUAAAGAUUUUUUUGGACAGAUCAAUGGUUGGAGGUAACGUGGGAGCUGCAGCGGUGCUCAUAUGCAAAGGAAAGGAGGAGGUGGUUGCAAGGAAAUAUGUUGGAUUGGACAGGGAGCAUGAGGUGUACAAGGCAGAGGUUGUUGGUGUUGUAAAUUGGGGGAAAAGAGGUUGA